Molecule: messenger RNA, 1336 nt
Organism: Jatropha curcas
Lineage: Eukaryota; Viridiplantae; Streptophyta; Magnoliopsida; Malpighiales; Euphorbiaceae
Product: transcription factor MYB30
Source: RefSeq, a predicted model, not a curated record
CUUAGGCCUAUCAGAUUAGUUGCCAUCCAAGAAAUAACAUAUCUUUAAGUUUAAGAGAGAGAGAGAGAGAGUGUGUGUGUCUGUUGGAGUUGAAAGAGAGUAAUUAUUUAUAUAAACAAGAAAGAAAGAAGGAAAGAAAGAUGGGAAGAGCUCCUUGCUGUGAGAAGAUGGGAUUAAAGAAAGGGCCAUGGACUUCUGAAGAAGAUAAGAUUUUGAUUUCUCAUAUUCAAAAACAUGGCCAUAGCAAUUGGCGUGCACUCCCUAAGCAAGCUGGUUUAUUGAGAUGUGGAAAAAGUUGCAGACUUCGCUGGAUAAACUAUUUAAGACCAGACAUUAAAAGAGGAAACUUUACUCUAGAAGAAGAAGAAACUAUUAUCAAGUUACAUGCAACGCUCGGAAAUAGAUGGUCAGCAAUUGCAGCGAAACUACCAGGAAGGACAGACAACGAGAUUAAGAAUGUUUGGCAUACUCACUUGAAAAAGAGGCUGAAACAAAAGAAUGACUCAAAUCAAAUGCCAAAAUGUGACGAUCUCAAUAACCAAUCUGAGAAUUCAAUUCUUCCAGAAUCAAUAAUGGAAAGUCCAGCGUCUCCUCAGCCCUCUUCUAGUGAUAUUUCCACUGUAACAGAAAACUCAUCAUCAGUCGCCAUAUCAGAAACAAGCAAUAUCAGUACGGUCAAGGGUGAAACUAUUGACUCAUCGGAGUUCGAUUUUCCGGUGAUCGACCAAGAAUUUUGGUCAGAAACAGAAUUGAUUGAGAAUUCAAACGUUCUUGAAUUUCCAGUAUAUGAUGAUACCAGGGAAUUCCAUAAUAUCAGUGAUGGUCCAAAUAGUAUUAUCGACGAUGGUAUGGACUUCUGGUACAAUCUUUUUGUAAACUCUGGGGGCAUAGAGGAAUUACUAUAAUUUUGGAGCGCAAAUCAAUUUGAAUAUGUGCAGGAAUUUGACUGUUGAUAUGGAAUGUGAGGGAGAAAAUUGCAAAAAUUUCCACACAGCAUGGUCCAAAUUUGUACGAAAGCAAGAAUAUACCACUCAUUGACGAAGAACGUUAAAAAAGCCAGUAUAAAGAUAUGUACAAUGAGUCUGUAAUUGUAUACGCUUUGGUGGAUAUUUGGAAGGGACACAAAAAGAAGAAUAAAGGCGGAAUACAAGAAAAUUUUGAGGUUGGAAGAAAAAGUUUUUUACUGUGAAUAUAUACGGAGGAACUAUUUAAUCAGAGAGCUAUGGGGAGGGGAGAGCAAAUAUCAGAGUUGAUAUAUGGUUAUUUAGAUUAGUAUUGUUAAUUAAUUACCCUUCAUUAAUGAACAAAGACAUUGAUUUGAUGCAUACUCUAAAUA